Molecule: messenger RNA, 2406 nt
Organism: Aspergillus versicolor CBS 583.65
Lineage: Eukaryota; Fungi; Ascomycota; Eurotiomycetes; Eurotiales; Aspergillaceae
Exons: 2
Coding region: 1-2406 (801 amino acids)
Source: RefSeq, a predicted model, not a curated record
AUGACAACCACAUCGCCCUUCCCGUUUUCCACCAUGGAGGUCCCUUUGAUGGAUGACACAAUGGAGAUGGCCUCACCGUACCAGGGCCCCGCCGAUGAUUUCGAAAUUGAUAUCGAUGUUAUGGAGGAUCAGGCUUCGAAUCCAGACAGAGACAUGACAGCUGAUGAAUACAUGGAUAAUGGCGAAAACCAAGGGCAAGAUGGAAUCCCCGAUGAGGAUAUGGUUGACGAUGUAGCCGAGCCAUCCAUGACCGACGCCGAUUACUACCCCGAAACGAACCAGAACAUCGACAUGCAGUAUGAAGAAGAGAAUGCGGACGAGGAAGGAAAGAUAUACGAGGCGGAAAUGUUAGAAGAUGACUACGAUGAAGACCUCGAUGGCCCCGUCCCGGAACAUGAACAAAAGGGCUCUGAGGUACCUGCAUCCAUUGAAGAACAUGCGAAGAUUGAAGAAGCCCAAAGAGCCAGUCCAACGCAAAAACAACUGGCCGAUGAUAAUAACAACGUCAAUACCGAAUCGCACCCUGAGGAGGAAACGCAAACUGUGGACACGACCCAACCCAAGUUACAGCCUGAGCCUGAGCCUGAGCAGACUGCCGACAACCUGGUCGAUGAACAAUUGGCCGAAAAGGCGGCGACGGACCACGUGGAAUCCGAGCAUCCCGAGGAAAGCGCCAGGAAUACUAAUGAAACAGAGCAAACAGAGAAAGCAGAAAAACAGGUCGAGCCGCAAACGAUACGUAACAACGAUCAGCAAGAGGCCCCUGAGGAGUUGCAGAACCCCCAGGACAAUGACAAAGGCUCAGACGAGGCUCAGCCGUCUAAGGAUGACCUUGGCAAAGCGGAUGUAGAAUUAAGAGAGGAGCAGCGAGUCUCCGAGUCCAAUGAUCAGGAACCCGAACAAGACCGCGGUUCAACGCAAAGUUCGCACCUUCAUCCGGUCAAAGUUUACUAUCAAGACAACGAGAUUUCGCUUUUUCCUCCAAGGGAAGGCGAUUCCUCGGAAACCUUCUUCCUAGAAGAUGAGGGUCUUGCGUAUGAGUCCUUUGGAAAGUUGCUUAUGGCUUGCCGUGAAGUCCUUCAAAACCACAUAAAUGAGAAUGAGGUGCUAGUCAUCGAUAUCGAAGCCCUCAACUUUCAACUAACAGAGGACUCGCUCGAGACACAAAAAGUUUCGCUGAAACAAUUUGUAGACGUGUAUCUGCAUUUUUGCCACAAUGAUGGCAUUGAAGAACCAGAAGCCCUAUAUCUUACACUUAGUACUAAACUAACUGCUGCUGCGGAACUGUCGGAUCUUUUGCUAGCUGCAAGUGAGGGGAAAGGAUUAUCUGAGAUCCAGUCGUGGGAAGUUUACCCCGAUGCAGAUGGUGUUUCCGCGGAAUACGAAGAGACAGCCCAAGAACAAUACCAGGAGGAACCCCAGCGCGCCUUGGAUAAUGAAGACAAAGAGGAAGGCUCGGUAGAGCCCGAAUUACAGUCUACAUCUCAUUCACAGGAUGCACCUAAUGACGAGCAAGAUGGUGCCGGAUCCCAGGAAACUGAACAGAUUGAGCACACUGAAACCGGCGAGGUUGUUCAUAACGGCCCUAAUGCCGAAGAUCGUCCUGAGUCACCACACUCUCCUCAUCAUUCAGAGGAACAGAAAACCGAAUCCACCAGUACUCUCGAGCCGUUGCCCCCAGCCAAUGCGGCUGAGAGAGAACAAAAUCCAGAAGUUUCUGAGAGCCCUUAUGAUGAAGAGAACUAUGAGGAUGAGUAUCAUGAAGAUGAGUACCUUGAGGGAGAUGAACCCGAUGACGUGGCCCAUCCCAGUUAUAUUUUAGAGGGGCCUGAAGGGGACGCAGCGGAUUCAACAGAGACAUAUCCGGAAGAAUACACCGGCCCAGAAGCAGAAUAUCACGAGCAACCGCCAUCCAUGGAGGAGACGCAACCUGAUGCUUCCCAAAAUAAUGGUGGUGUCGCCGCCGAUGAUGCUGAAGGUCAGGAUAGCCACGAAGUAGCUGCCGAGUCCUCUCUGGAUGAAGAUCCCUUGAAUCAGUCCCACAAAACCCAACAUGUGGAAGGUGACUCACUAGGCGUGACAGAAGACCUAAAAAGCCCUCACGAUGACACGGAGCCUGUUGAACAGCUGGCAGAAGUCGACGAUGUAAUUGAGCAGGGUGAAGUUGGUGAAACCGCCGAAAAUGCUCUUUCUACACCUGCGGGAAACGAUGAGGGCGCCGACUUACCCUUUGAAGAUGAAGAUUACUUGGACCUCGGAAUCGAAGAUGACCUUGGCGACUUUGAUGAAGAACGAGAGGGUGCCUCUACGAGUCACGCCGCUGGAAAGCGUCUUCGUGAGCCUGACGACGAAUUCGACGUGCCCGAAAGUUCAAACCAAGAAGUCAAGCGCCCCCGCUCGUCAUGA